Striga hermonthica is the source of this 845-nucleotide messenger RNA. The record is from the annotation of a GenBank genome assembly. Lineage: Eukaryota; Viridiplantae; Streptophyta; Magnoliopsida; Lamiales; Orobanchaceae.
AACUGGUCAGCACCAAUGAUCCGUCUGAGGUUCGUAGUUUUCUCGGCCUUGCAUGUUAUUAUCCCUGGUUUAUUGAGGGGUUUUUGAAGAUUGCCCUCCCUUUGUCCCAGUUGACGAGGAAGUAUGUGAAGUUCGAAUGGACAGAUCGUUGUGAGUCGAGCUUUCAGGAGCUGAAAGAGAGGCUUACGAUGGCACCAGUGUUGACUAUUCUGGAUCCUUCUUGGAGUUUCACCAUCUAUAGUGAUGCUUCGAGACAGGGUUUGGGGUGUGUACUUAUGCAGGACGACCAGGUUGUAGCGUACGCUUCAUGUCAGUUGAAGCCCCAUGAGCAGAAUUAUCCUACGCAUGACUUGGAGUUAGCUGCAGUGGUACAUACACUUAAGAUAUGGUGGCAUUAUCUAUAUGGAGGCCGGUGCGAGAUUUAUACCGAUCACAAGAGUCUGCAGUACAUUUUCAUGGAGAAAGAGCUCAACAUGCGUCAGCGACGUUGCUUAGAGCUGGUUAAAGAUUAUGACUGCACGAUUCAGUAUCAUCCGAGAAAGGCAAAUGUAGUAGCUGACGCCCUGAGCCGAAAGGUAACGGGUGAAUUAUCAUGUUCUAUUACUCAGCAGAGCCAUCUUUUUCGAGACUUUGCCCAGAUGCAGAUUCAGGUCGCCGAGUCACUUCCUACAGAGAUCACGGGGAGUGUUAGCUCGAUGCAGAUUCAGCCCACGUUGAGGGAUCGAAUCCAGCGGGAGCAGGCUUCUGACCAGUUUAUCCGUGCUAUCGAGACGAAAGUUCAUGCCGGAGCACUCGAGGGUUUUCCCCGAGGCACAGAUGGAGCCUUCGAGUUUAGAGGUAGGAUC